AGCGACCUGGCCUGCUCAUCGGGAGGGCCAGUCCUGUGCCAUCUGGGAGUAGAGGAAAGGUGGACACGUACGUCCUCGUCUCUCUGGAGAAAGGCGAUUGAGAGGCGAACAAGAUGGCCUGGUGGAAAGCCUGGAUUGAACAGGAGGGUGUCACGGUGAAGAGCAACCCCCACUUUAACCCAGACCCGGAUGCAGAGACCCUCUACAAAGCCAUGAAGGGGAUUGGGACCAACGAACAGGCCAUCAUCGAUGUGCUCACGAAGAGAAGCAAUGCACAGCGGCAGCAGAUUGCCAAGUCCUUCAAGGCGCAGUUUGGCAAGGAUCUCACCGAGACCUUGAAGUCAGAGCUGAGUGGCAAGUUUGAGAGGCUCAUCGUGGCCCUCAUGUACCCGCCAUACCGAUAUGAAGCCAAGGAGCUGCAUGAUGCCAUGAAGGGCUUGGGAACCAAAGAGGGAGUCAUCAUUGAGAUCCUGGCUUCUCGGACCAAGAACCAUCUGCAGGAGAUAAUGAAGGCAUAUGAGGAAGACUAUGGGUCCAGCCUGGAGGAAGACAUCCAAGCAGACACCAGCGGCUACCUGGAGAGGAUCCUGGUGUGCCUCCUGCAGGGCAGCAGGGAUGAUGUGAGCGGCUUUGUGGACCCAGGCCUGGCCGUCCAAGAUGCACAGGAUCUGUAUGCAGCGGGCGAGAAGAUUCAUGGGACUGACGAGAUGAAGUUCAUCACCAUCCUGUGCACGCGCAGUGCCACGCACCUGAUGAGAGUGUUUGAGGAAUAUGAGAAAAUCGCCAGCAAGAGCAUUGAGGACAGCAUCAAGAGUGAGACCCACGGCUCCCUGGAGGAGGCCAUGCUCACAGUGGUGAAAUGCACCCGGAACCUCCACAGCUACUUUGCAGAGCGACUUUACUACGCCUUGAAGGGAGCAGGGACACGCGAUGGGACCCUGAUAAGAAACAUCGUUUCAAGGAGCGAGAUUGACUUAAAUCUCAUCAAGUGCCAGUUCACGAAGAUGUAUGGCAAGACCCUAAGCAGCAUGAUCAUGGGAGACACCAGCGGUGACUACAAGAACGCCCUGCUGAACCUGGUGGGCAGCGACUCCUGAAGGCUCAGCGUGGGGCAAAGACCAAGAAGCCGGAGCCACGGGGCCCUGCCUGUUCAACCUUGGCCAUGGAUUGCAGGGGGGUGGUGGGGAGGGGUCGGAGGUACAACUUGCCUUUCAGUCUUCUAUCUCCCAGCUUCUAGCGCUUUCCAGCUUUCUCUGCCUGGGGCUCCUCCCUCCACUGCCCGCCCUUUCUGGUCAGUUCCCGGUAUGAGCACAUUGCCACCUCAGUAGAACUUGACCUGACAGACACCUCGGUGAAGGGGUUGUUUCUUCCUCCGCACAAGGAGCUUCCCAAGCUUGACGGGCCACAGAGUCACCUGUGCCCAGGUCGUGCAGAUACACAGCCCCAUCCCGUCUACGACAUCAGGGUCUGCAGAGAAAAGACCAGAGAAUAUGGAAUUUGCAUAAGCAUCUCAGCUGAGACGCCUCUCUGAAAGGCCACCGGGUGGGUGGGGAGGGGGGGGGGCCCGCAGAACCCAUUUGCUUCAGAGCACACGCGUGUGAGCCGCUGAGAGAGAAACACAUACAUUAGGGCCCACUGGGAGGUCACUCACAUUCAUUCACGAGCCUCCUCUAAAAAAUCUAACAACUUGAGGCUAUAGGUAGAAUAAAAAAUUCCCUUGCUGUCUAAUAGAGAAAGCUGCAAAUCCACCCCACAGACGCCGUGUCCUGAGGGGCCCGGGCUUAUCCCGUCCUUGAUCAGACGAGCUGCUCUUUCCUCCCCUGACAGGAGCCGGGGGCAUCUCUCCUUCAGACCAAAUGUGUUAUGCUUUUCAGAAAAAUAAAGAUUUGUACAUUCUCAUCUAA
This is a messenger RNA of Hyaena hyaena (striped hyena), 1904 nucleotides long. RefSeq names its product annexin A8. Gene Ontology annotation, molecular function: calcium-dependent phospholipid binding; calcium ion binding. Lineage: Eukaryota; Metazoa; Chordata; Mammalia; Carnivora; Hyaenidae. The transcript has 12 exons. The record is from RefSeq and is a predicted model, not a curated record. Gene Ontology annotation, biological process: endosome organization; endosomal transport; negative regulation of serine-type endopeptidase activity. Bases 114 to 1097 code for a protein of 327 amino acids. Gene Ontology annotation, cellular component: cytoplasm.